This is a messenger RNA of Leptidea sinapis, 1956 nucleotides long. RefSeq names its product myrosinase 1-like. The transcript is spliced from 9 exons. Gene Ontology annotation, molecular function: beta-glucosidase activity. Bases 18 to 1529 code for a protein of 503 amino acids. Gene Ontology annotation, biological process: carbohydrate metabolic process. NCBI's taxonomy places the organism in Eukaryota, Metazoa, Arthropoda, Insecta, Lepidoptera, Pieridae. The record is from RefSeq and is a predicted model, not a curated record.
GGCUGCCACAAGACAAAAUGGCGGCGAGGACCACUUUAGCUGUAUUACUAACUGUUUACUGUUUAACUGAGGUGCAAUGUACAAAAUUUCCUGACGGCUUCACAUUUGGCGUUGCAACGGCGGCCCAUCAAAUUGAAGGCGCUUGGAAUGUUAGUGGAAAAUCAGAAAAUGUUUGGGAUCAUCUCACCCACAAUAAGCCAUGGAUGGUUGCUGAUGGAACCAACGGUGAUAUUGCAUGCGAUUCGUACAAUAGAUACAGAGAGGAUGUCGAAGCUCUGGCACACUUAGGUGUCGAUUUCUAUCGCUUCUCGUUUUCUUGGGCAAGAAUUUUACCAACAGGUCGCGUAGAUUACAUCAAUCCUGAUGGAAUUCGUUACUAUCACGAUCUGUUAGACGCUCUUGCAGAAAAGAAUAUCGAACCAUUGGUGACAUUGUUCCACUGGGACUUACCUCAAACCUUACAAGAUCUAGGAGGCUGGGCAAACCCUAAAAUGGUUGACUAUUUCGCUGACUACGCUGAUUUAUGCUUCCGUGAAUUUGGUGAUAAGAUCAAAUCGUGGAUUACCUUUAAUGAGCCGUAUGAAAUAUGCGAAGAUGCUUAUGGAGACGAGAAGAAAGCACCAGCUAUCAACAGCCACGGCGUUGGAAACUAUCUAUGCAGUGACACGUUAUUGAAAGCUCAUGCAGAAGCAUAUCACUUGUACAAUGAUACCUACAGACCAACGCAAAAUGGUAGAAUCAUGAUAUCCAUCAACUCUAUUUGGUAUGAACCCAGCGACCCAAACAACGCCGAGCAAGUGGCAUUAGCAGAAGUAGCUAAUCAGUUCAAGUUUGGUUGGUUUGCACAUCCAAUAUUUACAGAAAAUGGUGGGUACCCACAAGUAAUGAUUGAGAACGUUGCACAACAAAGCCAAGCCGAGGGAUUGCGCAAGUCUCGCUUGGAACAAUUUGAUGAAUACUGGAUAAAUAGAAUUAGAGGAACUUCGGAUUUCCUUGGAAUUAACCAUUACACGACACAUUUAAUUAUGGGAGCUGGUGUUGACCCAACGGCACAGUCUCCCUCGUGGUUGAAAGAUAUCGGCGUAGUCACAUCUUUGGAGGUCGGAGAACCCACUGCAUCGGAAUGGUUCAGGGUGGUGCCUACAGGUUUUGCAAACUUAUUACGCUGGUGCAAAAGUUCAUACAACGACCCGCCAAUCUACAUCACAGAAAACGGUUAUUCUGACAGAGGAGAAUUGGAAGACUACGGCCGUAUCAAAUACUUUAAUGAUCACUUAGGCGUCAUCCUUGACGUGAUUAACAAUGACGGGGUCAAUAUCCUCGGGUACACUGCUUGGACUCUUAUGGAUAACUUCGAAUGGAGGGCUGGAUUCUCAGAACGUUUUGGGUUCUACUACGUCGACAUUACGGACCCCGAGCGCCCCCGUACGGCCAAAUUGUCUGCUGAGUAUUACAAAAAAUUACUUGCAACUCGUGAGCUACCUCAAGACGAACACUUCCUACCACCAUCGAUGAGGACAGUGUACUAAUUAAUGGGACAUGGAUAGUGACUGCAGCUAUACUUACUAACAUAAUAAUGCUUGAUAAAGACACAACGAAUUUGUACGGAGUGUUAUAUUUACAUUGCUUUGUAAAUAAUAAUCUUUUCAACCCUUUUAUUUUCCUUUUAAGCAAAUAUUUAUUUUUACAGCCAUUCAAAAUCGAGUUGUAACGAAAUGGGGAAAAUUGAAAAUAACGAUUGAUAUUAAAACAAAUAUUUAUUUAUUAAUAAGAAUUUUGAGUUUUAUAAUAUAAUUAAAUUACUGUAUAGAUUACAGGGGACGAUGAUUAUAAUUUCAUUGUUAUAACAUUGAUACGUCACAUACACUACAAUGAAAACUUGCAUGUCGGCGAAAAUGUUUGUAAAAUAAUAUGAGAUGUUGAAUAAUUUGUUAUUAAAUGUUCGUCAACAUUUGA